GGGCUUAUAACAGAACAUCAGAAGAACCAAACAAAAACCGCAGGAACCAAAAUGGCUCCAAAGAAGAAGAAGCAGCAGCAGCAGCAGCAGCAGCAGCAGCAGCAGCAGCAGCAGCAGCAGAAGAAGAACAAUAAAAAACCUCAACCAUCAUCAUCUGCAGGUGGUCCGAAGGUGCAGUUGUCGGCGGAAAAUGAGCAGAGGUUGCGCCGCUUGUUGCUCAACAACAGUAGCGACGCUGCCACCGUCCGGCCGACGUUCGAAGAAUCACACACACUUUCUCUCUCUAAAGCGCAGAAAGCCAAGAAGCUCAUAUCUAUCUACGAGAAUCUCUCCUGCGAAGGUUUUUCUGAUGAUCAGAUUGAACGUGCUCUCUCUUCGCUUAAGGACGGUGCAACUUUUGAAGUUGCGUUGGACUGGUUGUGCUUAAAUUUGUCUCGGACUGAACUACCUGUAAAGUUCCGUGAUGGAUUAUCUCUACACACAGGAGGGUCGAUUAGUGUGGUAUCUAUUGCACAAGAAAAUUGGAAUUCCCCAGUUGAUACCACAACAAGGUCCGAGGAGGAAAUGCGUAAAUUUUCUGUCAUAACUAAAGGUCCAAGUGAUGACGACUCUUUAGUUUUACAUGAGCCAUCCCAAGCUGAUUGGAUUCGCCAAUACAUGGAGAAAGAGGAAGAGAUGGAAACUGAAAAUUGGGAAGAUACACUGUCAGAUGAAGAUUCUUGCAUUAAGUGUGCUUUGCAGGAACCUAGGUCAUAUGACACAAUUGUUGAGGAGUACCAAUCUGCACGUUUGGAAGCUUUUGUUGCUAAGGAGAAAGGGGAAAAAAAGAGUCAAGAAGCAGCUAGCAAUAAAAUCCGCAUGCUUAAGCAGGAGAUGUCUGCUUUAGGGUAUUUGGAUGUGCUCAUGUCUGAUAUUUCUAAAAUGGAGGCACCUUGUUCUUCGUACAAGGAGGGAAUAUCUAGUAUAGAUGCAAUGGAUGAUUCAUUAAGUGAUAAAGUGGGGAUAGAACAUUUCUUCGGGGAUGAGGCAACAAUUCAAAGAAUUCCCGUUAAUGAUGUAACACUAACACCUCUUCAAGAGGAACCGGAAGAUCCCGAGCUUGCUAACCUUUUCAUGGAAGGUAACUCAGAUAAUGCGGCCUUAUCACCUGAAGUCAGGAUGACACAAUACAAAACAAAAACCAGAGGUUUACCAACUAGCAAAGACUUGGAAAAGUUGGAGGGCAUAUGGAAAAAGGGUGAUUUACCGAGGAUUCCUAAAGCUGUGCUUCAUCAAUUGUGCCAAAGAUCAGGCUGGGAGCCUCCAAAAUUUGACAAAGUGGGUAAAAAAGGAAGUGGUUUCAGUUAUGAUAUUAGCGUGCUGCGUAAAUCUACUGGGAGGGGUAAGAGCCGAAAAGCUGGUGGUUUGAUCACUCUGCGGCUCCCUGGGCAGGAUGAAACAUUUGAAUCUUCUGAGGAAGCACAGAAUAGAGUUGCUGCUUUUGCCCUUUGCCGCUUGUUUCCUGAUAUACCUGUUCAGUUUCUGAUUACUGAGCCAUAUGCUUCGCUAGUUGUGAAAUGGGAGGAAGGGGAAUUGUCAGACAUUAUUGAAGACACUAUGGAAGGUCGAAGGGCUGGUUUUGUGGAAUCGUUGUUAAAUGCUGGUUCUUCAGUAGGGAAUAGUUCAGUUGAUGUUGGUGACAUUUCCAAUCAUAACGAUGUUUCCGAAAUGUUCGAUGAACAAUUGAGUGUUGCUAGUCUUCAGAGGCUUAACGUUUUGAAAGAAAAAGAGUGUUUCUUGUUAAGACGAGAACUGGAAAAUAAGCAGAAGACAUCAAGAUACAAGAGCAUGUUGGAAGCCAGAGCAGCACUUCCUAUUGCUAAAACAAAGGAUGAGAUAUUGUGCUCGUUGAAGCAAAAUAAUGUCGUUGUUGUUUGUGGGGAAACAGGCUCUGGGAAGACUACUCAGGUUCCACAAUAUAUAUUGGAUGACAUGAUUGUGGCUGGUUGUGGCGGGCAUUGCAACAUUGUUUGUACACAACCACGACGAAUAGCAGCGAUUUCUGUUGCUGAAAGGGUGGCCGUUGAGAGAUGUGAACCUGCACCUGGUUUAAAUGGAUCAUUGGUUGGUUACCAAGUUCGGCUAGAUAGUGCAAGAAAUGAUAGAACCAAACUCCUUUUCUGUACAACUGGUAUUCUUUUACGGCAAAUUGCGGGGAACAAGAGCUUUCACGGUAUCACUCAUGUUAUAGUUGAUGAGGUGCAUGAACGAUCUUUGUUGGGGGAUUUCCUGCUUAUUGUCUUAAAGAACUUACUGGAAAAGCAAGCUGCAAGUGGCAACCAAACAUUUAAAGUUAUACUCAUGUCUGCAACAGUUGAUUCAAAUUUGUUUUCACGCUAUUUCGGUGACUGCCCAGUGAUUACUGCCAAAGGUCGAACAUAUCCUGUUUCAACAUUUUUUCUUGAAGAUGUAUAUGAAAAAACAUACUACCAUCUUCCGUCAGAUUCCCCAGCCUGUUUAGGUUUUAAGACAUUUGGCCAUGAGGUUGUUGGAGGUUCUAUUGACAACCGUAGAGGGAAGAAAAGUCUUGUCUUAUCAUCAAUGGGUGAUGAAACUCUUCUCUCGGAAGAAUGCAUGAACCCACACUAUAACCCCAGUGCAUAUCAAUCAUACAGUGAUCAAACACGAUUGAAUCUGAAAAAAUUGAAUGAAGAUGUAAUAGAUUAUGAUCUUCUUGAAGACUUGGUGUGUCAUAUUGAUGAAAAUUGUGGUGAUGGCGCCAUUCUUGUUUUCUUGCCUGGCAUUUCAGAAAUUUACAAAUUACACGAUAAGCUGGCUGCUUCAUAUCGCUUUGGUGGAGAAUCUUCUGAAUGGCUCCUGCCAUUGCAUUCAUCUGUAGCCGCAUCUGACCAAAAAAAGGUGUUUCUGAAGUCACCCAAAGACAUUCGUAAGAUUAUAAUGGCGACAAAUAUAGCAGAGACAAGCUUAACAAUAGAUGACGUGGUGUAUGUAAUUGAUUCUGGGAAGCACAAGGAGUACCGUUAUGACCCACGGAAGAAACUCUCAAUGAUGGCCGAGGAUUGGAUAUCCCAAGCAAAUGUAAAACAAAGACGAGGAAGAGCUGGGCGAGUAAAACCCGGUACUUGUUUUUGCUUGUAUACACGCCAUAGAUUUGAAAAAAUGAUGCGAUCAUUCCAGGUUCCGGAGAUGCUAAGAAUGCCUCUGGUAGAACUAUGUCUACAGAUUAAGCUGCUUUCUCUCGGUGAUAUAAAACUUUUUUUAUCCAAGGCUAUUGAAACGCCGAAGGAUGAAGCUAUAAACUCGGCAGUGUCAUCAUUGAAGGAGGUUGGUGCUGUCGAUGACAAUGAAGAACUGACUCCCCUUGGACAUCAUUUGGCCAAACUGCCAGUUGAUUUGCUGCUUGGAAAGAUGAUGUUGUAUGGUGCGAUAUUCGGAUGUUUAUCACCUAUCCUCUCAAUUGCUGCAUUUUUGAGUCACAAAUCACCAUUUGUUCACGUGAAAGACGAGAGAGAAUUUGUUGAAAGAUCAAAACUGGCUAUUUUGUCAGACAAGACUGAUGGAUCUAACAAUUCAUAUGAUAAUGAGAGGCAAUCUGAUCACAUCAUAAUGAUGAUUGCCUACAAGAAAUGGGAAAAGAUUCUCCGAGACAAAGGAGUUAAGGCUUCUCAAAAUUUUUGUAGAUUACACUCUCUCAGCAGUUCAGUUAUGUACACGAUAAGAGAUAUGCGAGUGCAGCUUGGAACUCUGUUGGCAGAUAUUGGACUCAUCCAUCUCCCUGAAGGUUAUCAGGGUAGGCGGAAAGGAAAUCUGGAGGACUGGUUUUCUAAUGCAUCACAACCAUUUAACAAGCAUGCUAAUCAUUGUGCAGUAGUGAAGGCGAUAUUAUGUGCUGGUUUAUAUCCCAACGUUGCUGCAACAAUGGAGGGUAUUCAUGCUCCAGCUCUUGGAAACCUCAGGCAAUCUCUUAAAUCUAUAUCUAAGGGCAGCCAAGCCUGGUGUGAUGGAAGAAGAGAAGUUCAUAUACACCCUUCUUCUGUCAAUGGUGAUUCCAAGAUCUUCCAGUAUCCCUUCCUUGUGUUUCUUGAAAAGGUUGAAACCAACAGGGUUUUUCUGCGAGACACAACAAUCAUCUCUCCAUAUUCUCUUCUACUUUUUGGUGGUACUAUACAUGUUCAGCAUCAGUUGGGACUUGUCACUAUAGAUGGUUGGUUGAAGGUAGCUGCACCAGCACAAACCGCUGUGCUGUUCAAGGAACUUCGGUUAACUCUACAGUCUGUUCUUAAUGGAUUGAUCCGUAAGCCACAGAGGGCAUCAGUUGACAAUGAAGUUGUGCAAUCCAUAAUUCACUUCUUGUUGGAGGAAGCGAAACCUCAGGCUUAACAUGGGCUUAGCAUAUGAUCACAAUUGCGAAACCUCAGGCACAGUGUAAUACUCUUUUGUUUCAUUUACAUGCUCUAGUUUCUAGACACAGUAAGCUCUGGGCUAUUUGUGAAAAAUGCUCCCCUGUAGUUACAGGAUUUUGGAUAAAUUACCUCUGAAAAUAACGGCAUUCAUGCAUCUUAAAUCUUAAUUGGAUUUUUCGAGAACUAGAAA
Spinacia oleracea (spinach) is the source of this 4593-nucleotide messenger RNA. RefSeq names its product DExH-box ATP-dependent RNA helicase DExH7, chloroplastic. The record is from RefSeq and is a predicted model, not a curated record. Bases 52 to 4380 code for a protein of 1442 amino acids. Gene Ontology annotation, biological process: DNA-templated transcription. Gene Ontology annotation, molecular function: helicase activity; ATP binding; RNA binding. Lineage: Eukaryota; Viridiplantae; Streptophyta; Magnoliopsida; Caryophyllales; Amaranthaceae. The transcript is spliced from 34 exons. Gene Ontology annotation, cellular component: intracellular anatomical structure.